Prorocentrum cordatum is the source of this 936-nucleotide messenger RNA. The record is from the annotation of a GenBank genome assembly. Lineage: Eukaryota; Dinophyceae; Prorocentrales; Prorocentraceae.
GUCCUCCUGACGAAGAGCCUGCCCAGCGUCAUCUGGCACGGCUUCCAUAUCACGCCUGAGGUCGCUGGCGAGAAGCGACCCCCAAUAGACAACGACUUCUUCGGCAACGCGGUGCAGAUCGACUCGCUCUCUUCACCAUCACGACAGAGUAUUUCACAAUGGCAUCCAGUGACAGCAGCUGCAGCAGUUCUUCGUCAGCCACCAAAGCUCGGCGUCGACGGCCUCGCAAAGAAUGUGAGCGCGAGCGCGGAGACAAAGACAGUGGAGACGGCAGCCAUUCCCGCAGUGAUAGAGGUGAACGAAGUGAUAAGCAUAGACCCGAACGUCCUCCUUCUCAAGAUCGUGACAGACGACGAGCGGAACGUGAAGCCCCUCGAGAGCGUGAGAGUGGCGCUGCACAGCGAGCUCACCCCCCUCGUGCGGGCCGAGCAGGCACAGCCACAGCUGCCACACCCUCCCGCAGGGCAGCGCGCAGCGGAGGACCUUCGGCAGCAUCAGCAUCCAUGGCAAUCGAUCCCAGAGGCGACCCCAGAGGCGAAGAUGCAUUACAGCGAGAAGACCCUUGGACAGGAUCACAGAUACCUUCUGGGCCAGCUCAAGUGGCUUCCUUCAUACGUGCUGCAGAAGACGCGGCUGCACUACCUGGCACGUGGAUUCGUGCCCGACGACAAUUCGUUGGAGCAGCGCCCCAGCCAGCUCUUCACCUCUCAGAUCGAGUCGGCCACCACCAGGCUCCAGAACGAGUCCGAGGCCAUCAUUCGUAACGCUCAGCAAGCUCUUCAAGGGGAACUUCAGCUCGUUCUCGGACAUGUGCGGCAGCAUGGAGGCAUGCUGGACGCCAUGGACACCUCAGUCCGCGAGCUCAACCAGCGCACGCACAUGGUGGAGCAGGAGCAGCAGCAGAUGCGGCACGAAGUGGAACGUAUUCAAUCGCAG